This is a messenger RNA of Stylonychia lemnae, 9756 nucleotides long. The record is from the annotation of a GenBank genome assembly. Lineage: Eukaryota; Ciliophora; Spirotrichea; Sporadotrichida; Oxytrichidae.
AUGAAAGAUAGCAGUAUGAGUAUUGGAGGUAAAGCCAUCAAGAUAAGUCCUGAUGACAUUACCUUUGAUAGCGUUGUCUAGAAUCAAAUCCAAGUCUAGCAAGUGACCAUGAAAAAUAGUCUAUCUGCACCUGUUGAAUUGACUCUCAAAUCCUCUAAUUCUGAUAGAAUUGAUACAGAGCCAAAGUUUAAAAAAUUGGCACCACCAUUGGCCUAGAAAACAGGAAAGAUUAAGGAGACCAUUUUCAUUAAGAGUGAUUUCUUUGAUUAAAAGAUAAAUGUAACAAUCAUUCCAUCUCUAUAUCCAAACGCUACUGGCUCUACUACCCCAAGGGAUACCUCUCUGACUAAUUCUAUAAGAACUAAUCAUCCAUUCAAGUCAACUAAGAAUAGAGAUCAAUCUAAAGAGUACAACUUUGGAGGUCAAAUAGAGAGCAGUGAUCAGAGUUCACCAUAGUUUAAAAUAAGGCGUGAAAAUAACAACAACAGCAGUAGGUAAAACUUAUCCUCAAUAGAUAGAGAGUUGAGUGAAAAAGAACAAACUAUCUAAGAACUAGGCCACAAAGUGAGGAAGCUCGAAGUAGAAGCGUAGAAUGCAGUAAGAAUGUACAAGGAAGAAGUAGCAAAAAGAAAGGAAAUUGAAGAUAGAUUUGAAAAUGCUGGGUAUUCAAAAGAUAAUGAAUAGCUCCUAUAGCAGUUUAAAGUGCUUUUAAGGGAAAGAGAGCCUAAUUUAGAGUAGCUUAUGGAAUUGACUCUGAAAAAGGAAAGAGAUUAGUAAGAGAGAAAAGAUGCCAAGAUUCUUGAGAUUCUAAAAAUCAAGGAUAAGUAAAUGGAGGAGAUUCAAACUAAAUUCUUGACUCAAGAAUCAGAAAAUUCUAAGUUGAUAUCAGCACUGCAAGAUCAUAAGAGAUAGAUUAAACAAAUGGAGUAGCGAGAAAAGCAAAUAACAAAGGAAGCAGAAGACUUAGAGCUCAAGCUUCAAAAGGCUUAGUCAUAAAUUUCUGAAUUACAUCAUGGAGAAUAAUUUAAAAAGCUAUAAUACCUCGAAGAUAAACUAAAGGAAGCCAAUGAUUACAUUCAAAGUUGUCAAGAUGAGCUCUUGAGAACCCAGACUGAGUUGCAAGAAAAGGCAUAAAUUGAGUAAUUCUUUGAAGAAGCAAUGUAGAGAUUCAAAGAUCAAGCGCAAAUAAAAGAUAGGUAGAUAAGCUAACUCAGUCAAGAGUUGGAAGUAGAAAAAGAAAUGAAGAUCAGACAAGAAGAGCACUUGAAGGUUUUAAUGGAUUAGCUUAACCAAGUGAGCAAUUCAUCCCAUUAGGAAAGAGAUGUUCAGGCAUAAUUUAUGAAGCAAGAAAGAGACUAUAUUGAUAGGAUCAACAAGCUCCAAGUGGAUAAGUAGUCACUUUUUGAAGGCUUAGAGAGCUUUAAGUCUUAAAGUUAAGAAGAUCAAGAUAAUAUGAGGCAAAUACUAGAAAAGCUUAAUUAAAUAACAGAGAGUUAGUCAAAGUCCAAUAAAUUCAAAAAGUAAUAAAACUUACCUUACCUGAUCGAUGAAAAAGUAGAGGAGUUAGCGGGUAUGCUUAAGAGUCUCCAGAUCUAGAAUUAAGAACUUGCAUUGAAAAACACUAAUCUAAUUGAUAAACUUAAGGAUAGAGAGUCAGAGUUGUAAAAAACUAUUGAGGAGAAUGAGGAUCUGUCAGAUAAAGUUAAUGUUAAAAAGAGAUUAGGGGUGAAAUCUGUUUAAACCUCAAUUCAGAUGGAGGAUCUAGACAAACUAGAAAAGAAACAAGGAAAAAGUAUGGACUUAUUAAAGGAGAAUAAUAAGCUUAAAGAAACUCUUAAUGAACUCGAGAGGAAUAAUUAGUACAUGCAGAAUGAAUUAGACACUAAGAACUAGGAAUUAAUGAUGCUCAUAAGAUCGAAUAGAGAUCAAACUUCUCAGCAGUUUGUGAUGAAUGGUGACCAGAACAACCUAGCAGGCAAUUCCUAUACUUCAGUUAGAGAUAUUCUUCAUUAGAACCAAACUAAUCCAAAUGGGUAUUCUCAAUUUAAUCAAUCUAAUAUGGGAAACUAGAGCUAAGAAGAGUUAAUCUCAAAGUUAAAUGCCAAGAUCUCUCAAAUGAAGAUGAAUGAGACUAAGCUUUAUGCUGAAAUAGAAGAACUUACUUUAAAACUUGCAAGUCAGCCUUAAAAGAGUCACACAUUCCAAAGUAUGGAUCAAAGCAAAUUACAAAACUCCUCCUUGCUAGUGAACAGAGGCAGUGCUAUGGCUACUGAAGAGAAGAUUUCUGAGUAUGAGACCAUUAUCCUAGAGUAACGCUAGCAGCUACUCGGACUAUCAGAGGAAAACUUGAAACUUAAACACGAAAUUGCUAGUGUGACUCAUGUCAAUCAAGUUCAGCAAGAAGAGAUGAAAAUUAGACUUAAGAAUUUAAAUGAGUUAAAGGAAAAGCAUGAGAGCAUUAACUAUCUGCUCAGCUCCUAAGUUUCAGAGAGUGGCUACUUCGGAGGGAUGAGUCAGAAAUCUACAACUGUUGAGACUGAGAGAAUGCGCCAGCAUGUGCAGUAACUAGAACUUAAUCAAAUGACACUUAAACACCAAACUGAUGAGAUGAGGGCUACUCUUAAUGCAACAACUAGAGAACUAGCAGAAACCAAAGGGGAAUUACUUUAGUCUGAGCAAAUAGCAGUUAAGCUCAAGAGUGAGUUGCAAAUGAUGAGAGUUGGACUUGCAAAUAGCGAUCAGGAUAGCAAAUUAGGCCAGAAAGUAGUAGAGCAAAGAAAUAAAAUCAAGUAUCUCUAAGGGCUUUUAAUCAGAGCUAAACAAGACUUUGACAAGCUUCAAUCUUAGAAAUCAAAAACAACCAUUAAAGAUAGAUUAAUCAUUAAUGCUUCUGAGUCUCAGAAGUCUAUAGACAAACUGAGACGAGAGCACUAAGCAGCCCUGCUUAUGGUGAUUGACUUAAAAGAAGAGUACACCCAUAAGUUGAUGAUCUUUGCUGAUAAGCACGAGACUCAACGAGAGAAACUCAAAAAUGAAAAUUUGAACCUCACUAAAAAGUUAGACAACCUGCAAGUGCAGCUACAGUACAUGGAUAAAAAAGAGAUAAGGCUGUUUGGAUAGCUAGAGGAAGUCAAGUAGCUUCAGGAAUUAGAAUCGAACGAGAAGGACACCAGGACUAGGGAGUUGGAAGAACUGCUUUUUAAAAAGGAAGAAACCAUUAAUGAACUGGAAAGAGAGAUCAAAAGCAAGGAGAAGACUAUUUAGGACAGACAGGAGCAGAUAGCUGUGCUGAUUGGCACGCUUGAAAGUGAAAGGACUGUUGAUGAAUCAAGGUAGAAACUUCUAAAUCUCACAGCUGAACUAUGCUCAGUCAAAGCUAUUUAGUCCCAAGCUGAUAGAAAGAUCAACGAAAUGACCUAAAUUCUCAAGAAGUCUCAGCUAAGCGAAGUUAAGCUGAAUAAACAGAUGGAAAUUGAACGAAUCAAGGUAAAAGAGAUUCAAUCCUAGGCAUCUAAGCAGGAAAAGCAAAUAGAUGAGCAGCAGAAAUAGAUAUAGGAAGCGAGAUUGUGCAUCGAUGAGAGGGACAGAGAACUAAAUGAGAUGAAGUUCAGGAAUGAGAGAUUUGAGUUCCAACUCUAAAUGAAAGACUAAACACUGUAACAAAUGAGAGACAGUUAAAGAAGAACAGAGAGCGAGUUCAAAGAAGAGAUUGAUAGAAUUAGGAAGGAAUUCAAUGAAAGGUUCAGUACUCAAGCUGCCAAGAAGAAGCAACUUGAUAAUAUGCAAUCGAAAGACACACUGAAUGCUGGCAAUCAGUUAAAAACAGCCAUUUAAUAAUUGCAUCUUUGCAUUUCAGACUAUAUGAGCUAUUCUCAAUCAACUGAUGAGUAAAGAGUGAUCUAGGAAUUUGAAAAAGCUCUGAACAUUGCUGCCUCAAACAUUGAGAAGCUUUAAGAAGAGAUUGAUAAAUUAGAAAAGCGUGAAACCAUCUAUCAAUAAGAUCUAAAGGCUACAGCUCUGAAUAAGAUCUUAAUCUAAAACAAUGAGAAUCUGCUAAUAAAGAUUCAGAAGUUACAGACGGUUUAUCAACAGAGAGAAGACUAGAGAGAAUCCUAUAUGAAGCAUUAAGAACUUCAAUGGGCAAAGAUUAUUAAGGAGCAAGAUUCUUAAAUUGAGAUUCUGAAGCAAUAAUACACUGAUGUGGAAGUAGAACAAACAGAGAUGAGGGAUAAAUUUAACAAAUUAAAAGAUUAAAAGGAAGAUCUUGAGUAAGGUAUCGUGAUGUUUGAAUAGGAACAGCAAAACAAGCAAUCACAAUUUGAAAGAAAAGCAGAGUUGACAGUGGACGAGAGAUUCAAGAGCAAGCACGAAAUCAUCAAAGCAUACUUUGAUUCCAAUAUCACUAGAAUACUUUUGAACACUCAGAACACCACUAAUGAUAGGAUACUUGAUCUUGGUCGUGAGCUAGUUGCCUAGAAGAUACUUAUUUAAAAGUUGCAAUCAUAGUUGGAACUGGGAGAUAAUGAGAACUAGGGUCUUCAGCUUAACCUCUAGCAUUAUAAAGAACAGAACUAAGUGUAAGAGUAGAGAGUAAGAGACCUCUAGGUCAAGAUUAAUUAGCUUAGCAAUAAACUUCAUCAUCAGGAUCUUUAAGGAAGAAUAGAAAUUGAAAGAAAACGCAGGGAAAUCAUCCAAAUCGAAAAGGAUUUGCUUAAAACUAGAGAGCAAGUUGAAACCAAGACUAGAGAAGUUAUAAUACUUUAGGAUUAAUUGGAAAAAGAUAACUUAAACCCUAGAUUAGCCAAGCAAAACAAUAAUCACUCCAGCAAUUUGCAAGAUCAUAGCAAUGAGAUCAUAGCAGUAAAAGACUAAGAAAUCAAGAAUCUUAAUUAAUAAUUAGAUGAUCUCUAGGAAAGACUGGUCAACAGCAGAGCAUAGCAGAUCUAAGAAAUAGAAGAUCUCAAAGUCUAAUAUGACUUGGAACUCUCAGAACAAAGAAGAAAUAUCAGUAAAGAGAGGGAAUAGUUGGAGAAGAGGUUUAUGCCUGGUUAUGCUCCUGGUGACCUUAUGGAGAAUAACCAAGAUCUGCAAAACAGAAUAGUUGACUUAAAAAAUGCCCUGGAUAGAAUAAUGCAGGAGAAUGCAAUCUUAAGAAAGAAGAUUGAAAACGAGAAACAGAAUAACGACAGCCAUAGAAGUGAGAUUAAUAGCUAUAAGCAGGCGUUAUAAGAUCUCGAAAGUACUAUGGCUGAGAUGUCCUCAGGAUUUAACUAAUAAUCCUCCUAGAUGAGAGAUCAAAGAAGCAAAAUGAGCAUAUAAUAGGAAGAAAAGAAAGCACCAACUUCUAAAGCAGGAGCUAAGAAGAAGUAGAAUUCCUUACAUUUCAACAAGGAUGCUUAUUAAUCAGAGAGUGACCAAUACUCACAUUCAAAGAUAAAUCAUAAUGACUAGUCUUCGCUAAAUGUCUCAGCUUUAACUUCUGUUAAUAUGAUUUAGAAUGCUAGCAAUAGUCUUAGCAAUAAUGGCAGAAACCAGAGACAGUUUGUAAUCAACCCACCUCCACUUAUCAAAGCAUUAAUCUAAUCUAAAGUAAGUGAGAUGCUGUAUAAGAAGAAGUGUGAGGAUCUUAUCUAAAUUGAGGUAGACCUAAGAUUACAGAUUAAAGAACUUAGUACAAAGCAUAGAGAGCAGCUAAUGCAAUAGAGAUAAGAACAAACUAUGAAUAAAUAGAGGCAGGGCGAGCAACUUGACUAUGAAUUAGAUGAGCUAAGGCGAAGAUUAAUUGAAUUAGAGAUUGAAAAUGAGGACUUGAAGUUGAACAGAGCUUAAGAUCAAAUCAAUACACUAUAGCUAUAGCAACAGUAUACACUUAGCAUGAUAAAGCCUUUACAGUCCUAAUAGAAUUACGAGCAUCAAGGCUAAUAUGUGCAGUAGGAUUUUAAUACAUUGAUUGAGGCGAUUAUCUACCUUGUUAAUAGAAUUAGCAAUGACUUGAAGGACUAGGAAAACUAGGCUAAUGGGCAAUAAGCUAUAGAAGAGGGUUAGAGACUGGUUAUAAGAUCACUCCUUAACAAGAUAAAUUUUGAGUAAGGCAUUUCUGGAUCAGAAACUAUCCAAUAUGCACCUAGUGAAGAGAAAGAUAGGAAGUUGUGGUAUUUGGAGUUGCUUGAAUAGCAAGUGAACAGCUCUGAGUCUGUAGUCAAUCAAUUACAGUCUUUCAUUAAGAAACUAUCAAUAGACAUUUCAGGCAAUCUUCAAUCAGCAGCCCAAAUCAAAGCAGCAUCUAUGGACCUUGCCUAGAAUACAAUGAAGACCUCUGAUGAAAUCAAAACUCUAAAGCACAUAGUUGGUCUUAUCAAACAUGAUCUAAAUAGAAACUUCUAACUGCAAAGACAAAUGGAAUAAACUUAGGCCCACCAGAAUAGUAACUCCAACAACUAAGUUACACAGCAGAAUAUGAGAACCAUCAAUCCAUUUGAAAAGCAGAGUAUGUUUAACUAAGCUUAGAUCGAUUAAUUGAUCAAUAACAGUGAUCAGCUCUAGAACUAACUUACUAUUACUGAAAAAGUUAAAAAGACUUUGGAACAAGAAAUUGUUCAGCUCAAAAUAAAUCAUUCUUAAGAGCAAUAAAGCAUCUCUCAGAAACUAAAUCAAGCCCUAGACCAAAAAAAUUCUCUCCUGCAGACUAAUGAGGAACUACAUAGCAAAGUAACCCAGCUUUAGACGUCACUAGAAAAAUUGAGGGGUGAAAUAAACAAUGUUCAGGAGUAGAAUAAUCAUCAUUAAAGUCUUAUAAUGGAGAAAGAAAGAGAGAAGCAGUUAAUUGCUCAGAAUAAGACAGCAACUUAAAAGCACUUGUAAAAGUUGCAGCAGGAUAUGAAUGAUUGGCGCCAUCAGACUGAUGAAAACAUUAAGAUAAAGGAGAGAUAAAUUGCUGACUUAAAUGGAUAGGUUUAAUCUCUAACUAAGGAUAGGGAAAGACUGAAGUCAGAGAAUCAAAUGCUGAGAAGGUGUGAAAAGGAUAGGAAAAGCAUUUCAAAUGAGGAUCUGAAGAAACUUGAGCACGAAAACAAGAAUCUAAUGGAAAAACUGAAUCAAUAGAUGAAUGAAAGAAAGAAGGAGAUCGAAUUCUGGGUGACUGAAAGAGCAACAAUGAGGGAGAUGAUUAAUUAACUAGAAUGCGAGAAGGUCGAAAAUGAUAUUGAGAAAGACAACAACUCUAAAUCGAAAUAUGCAAGGGAUGACCCUGAAGCUAAGGUAAAGAAUCUUAAAAAGAAGUUAAGUUCUAAGAUCAAACAAAAGGAUGUCGAUCUCAGAUUGAAAGAUAAGUAGCUAUAAGACCUUAGUGAUGAGCUAAACAAGGUUAAGUACUCAGCCACUCUGUUGGAAUAAAGAAUGAGAGAAAGCAGUUCUAGACAGGCAGAGGCUGAAGAGAGAUUGAAGUACAUGAACUAAAAACUGAAGGAGGUUGAGCUUGAAAGAGAUUUAGUCAUGGCUGAAAAGAAUAAUGCUCUAUAGACCAAUGAUGUGUCAGCCGCUCAAAUCUAGGUUGAACUCAACUCGCUCAGAGAGUGCUUUGCAAAACUAAAGGUAGAAAGAGACAAUCUGCUAUAUGAGAUUUAGGAGACCAAUAACAGAGAAUAGGAUUGGAGGCAGACAGUUGAGAAGCUAUCAGAUGAGAUUCAAAAUAUGGAAAGGAAUAUCCUAUCUAAGGAGAGAGAGCAGAAUGAGACUAUAAAGGUCUUGGAGACUAAAUGCAAUACUUUCAUGUCUGAUUUGAAGUACCUUAAAUAAGAUAAUGAUAAACUAAGAGAGAGAUCCAGAGACAUGGACUCUAGCCAGAUCAAGUAUGAGUAAUAAGUUCACUAAGAAUAAAUGAAACAGCAGGAGUUAAUUAUGUAGAUAGAAAACGGAAAGAGACACUAGAAUGAUCUGGGACUGUAACUUAAGGGCAAGGAGAACUAGAUGAACGAGCUUUAACAAUAAUUCUUACUUUUAGAAGCCAAUAAGAUGCGCGACAUAUAGGAUCUUAAGACUAAGAUUGAGGAGAUUAAAGAAGCAAAUGCCCAGAUCAUUGCUCUGUAUGAGAACUAGCUAAAUGACCUGAAACUAAGAUUCAUCAAUGAUAAAUAAAAGACUGAGCAAUAGGUUGAUAACAUGUUCUCCAUCGCAUAAAGAGAAUCUGUUGUUAAGAACCUCAAGAAGGAACUUACAUAAGCCAAGGCACUGCUUAAUAAAUCAAAAACAAAGAACAAGAGUCUUAAAGCUUAGAUUUAAAACCAAGAAAAUAUCUCAAAUAAUCAGAGACCUAGGAGUAGACUCACUUCAUAGAAACACAGUUUCAAGGAGUCUACAAUUUAAUAUGAUGAAUUCUAAUGUGAUAAAGAUGUGUAUAGACUGUCAACACUGCUUAUGGGAGAUGAUUCUGGAUAUAAAGGGAUGCUAGAAUAGCUACAAAAAGUUAAUCACGUUAACUAGUAGUUCGUUGAGGUCAAGGCAGAUUUAGAGAAAGCUAACAAUUGGAAUAUGGUUAUUAGUCAGUAACUUCAAGAGUACUAGGAGAGAAACUAGGAACUGCUAAUCUAGAUAGAUAAUCUGUCUAAAGUAAGUCUCAAGGAAAACAGUAGAAUCAACAAGUCUCAAAUAGCAGGCAGUGAAACUAUAUCUAAGUACAAAGUUGAGAUAAAGAACUUAUCAAGUGAAUUAGAAUCUAUGAAAUAAGAAUGGCUUCCACCUAGAGAAGUCUAAAAUAUCAAUGAGAGACUAAAGGAUGCUAACAAUACUAUUAAAACCUUGAAGGAUGAGGUAUAACGUAAAAGAGAAGUUAUCACUCAGCUUAAGCAGCAGCGUGGUCAGACAGAAGUUGAAGCAACUUAGAUCCUUAAUGAAAUGGAGGGCUUGAAAGAUGAUAAUAUAAAAUUACAGAAAUUGAUCAAAGAGAAUAACAAGAAUAUGAAGCUAGCUUAGGAACUGAAGAGUGCCAAUGACUAUAUGAAAGUAGGUGAAAAGCGAAUGAAGGAAGAGAUCAGCCAGCUUAAUGAAAAACUAAAGCAAGCAAGAGUCGAUAUCACUAGGAAAGAGCAGCUGAUUAAGGAGUAUAAAGAUAAACUUGACCUCAUUCAGGACGAGAUUAACUAAAGCAAUCAAAGAGUGAAUGAGAUUGAAAAACUCAAGGAAUUAAACAAGAAACUUAAGCUUGAAAGCGAGAUCAAGGAGAAUCAAGUUAAGACUCUGAAGCAGAGACUAGAACACAAUGAUGAGGAAAUUGAAAACUUGAAAACAGUUAGCCAAUCUCAGAUAAACUCGAGCCAGUCUAAUCAGCUGGAAAAUCAAGUGCGCAUAACAAAGAAUAAAAUCAAGAAAUAUGAGGUAUAUCUUAAGAAAUCUCUUGAGACUUUGAGAAAGAUUGGCAAGGAACUCUCACACACCAGCUCAAAGAUGAGUAUGAGAUAAAGAAGUAACCUUAAAGCUAGCAAAAAGACCAAUGAUAAUCCUAUGCAAAUCAAUGAGUUUGAGAGAGAUUUCUACAAGGAUUCAGUGAAUAUACUUGGAGUAUCUAUGGAUGAACUGGAGGAAUUUAUGAAUCCUUCUCUUAACCACAGUUCAUCCGAGAAGAACAUUGAAAAUCAGAACUUCAUGGCCAAACUUGAAAGAGUUUCCGAGAUACCUGAGACUUUGAACCAAGAUUUAGAGCAGAUUUGCAACUAUUGCGUCAAACUUAUUAGUGAGAUUAAUCCAGAUGUUUCUUUUAAAUGA